Oryza sativa Japonica Group (Japanese rice) is the source of this 1192-nucleotide messenger RNA. RefSeq names its product prohibitin-3, mitochondrial. NCBI's taxonomy places the organism in Eukaryota, Viridiplantae, Streptophyta, Magnoliopsida, Poales, Poaceae. The record is from RefSeq and is a predicted model, not a curated record. Gene Ontology annotation, biological process: mitochondrion organization. Gene Ontology annotation, cellular component: mitochondrion; membrane.
AAAAAAAAACCCAAACCCCUUUCCCAAACAAUCCCCCACCGGAAAAGCAGGCGAACCCCCAUCCAUCGGGAUCCAUGGCCGGCGGCGGGCAGGCGGCGGCGUCGCUGCUGACGAAGCUGGCGCAGGCGGCGGCCGGGCUGGGCAUCGCGGCGUCGGCGGCGUCGACGGCGCUGUACACGGUGGACGGCGGGCAGCGCGCCGUGAUCUUCGACCGGUUCCGCGGCGUGCUCCCGGAGACCUCGUCGGAGGGCACCCACUUCAUCGUCCCCUGGCUCCAGAAGCCCUUCAUCUUCGACAUCCGCACCCGCCCGCACAGCUUCUCCUCCACCUCUGGGACCAAGGACCUGCAGAUGGUCAGCCUCACCCUCCGCGUCCUCGCGCGCCCCGACAUCGACCGCCUCCCGGACAUCUUCACCUCGCUGGGCCUCGAGUACGACGAGAAGGUGCUCCCCUCCAUCGGCAACGAGGUGCUCAAGGCCGUCGUCGCGCAGUUCAACGCCGACCAGCUCCUCACCGAGCGCCCCCACGUCUCCGCGCUUGUCCGCGACUCCCUCAUCCGCCGCGCCGCCGAGUUCAACAUCGUCCUCGACGACGUCGCCAUCACGCACCUCGCCUACGGCCCGGAGUUCUCCCAGGCCGUCGAGAAGAAGCAGGUGGCGCAGCAGGAGGCCGAGCGGUCCAGGUUCCUCGUCGCGCGCGCCGAGCAGGAGAGGCGCGCCGCCAUCGUCCGCGCCGAGGGGGAGAGCGAGGCCGCGCGCCUCAUCUCCGAGGCCACCGCCGCCGCGGGCACCGGCCUGAUCGAGCUCAGGAGGAUCGAGGCCGCCAAGGAGAUCGCCGGGGAGCUUGCGCGCUCCCCCAAUGUCUCGUACAUCCCGGCCGGCGACAGCAGCCAGAUGCUGCUUGGUCUCAGCGGCGCUCGGUGAAUGAAUCAUCAUCUUUCCCUUUAGUCAGUUGCAUUACCUUUUAGAUCUUAUUAUCACUUCAUGGUAUUAUUGGAUCCCAUAAAUUUUCCACUGAUGGAGAUGAAUUGUCGAACAAUUGCUGCAUUUGUCUUGCCCAAAAUAUGUGGCAAUUUGUUGAAUUUUGUGAUCCUUCAACUACUGCAAUGCAGGAAUCUUAUAUUUAGAAAUCUACAUUGCUUUGUUGAUGCUGUGAAUGUUUUAUCCAAUUUUGUGCUAUGAUAAUUCUUUUA